AGAACAGCUUAGCUAAUUCCAUUUGAAUCCCACUAUAAAACCCUUCCCUAAUAAUGCAAACCCUAAAUCAUCCCAUCUUCAACCUCAAACAAUCCCUCUCAGUCACCAAAGCAAAAUGCGUGAAAUCCUUCAUAUUCAAGGCGGCCAAUGCGGCAACCAAAUCGGCGCCAAGUUCUGGGAAGUUAUAUGUGCGGAACACGGCAUAGAUCCAACGGGGCGUUACAAUGGAGAUUUGGAUCUUCAACUCGAGAGGAUCAAUGUUUACUACAAUGAAUCCAGUUGUGGUAGGUUCGUUCCUCGUGCUGUUCUUAUGGAUCUUGAGCCUGGGACCAUGGAUAGCAUUAGAUCUGGUCCGGUUGGUCAGAUUUUCAGACCGGACAACUUCGUGUUUGGUCAGUCCGGUGCCGGUAAUAACUGGGCUAAAGGGCAUUAUACUGAAGGUGCUGAGUUGAUUGAUUCUGUUCUUGAUGUUGUACGGAAAGAAGCUGAAAAUUGCGAUUGUCUUCAAGGAUUUCAGGUUUGUCAUUCAUUGGGAGGUGGAACUGGAUCUGGAAUGGGAACACUUUUGAUUUCGAAGAUAAGGGAAGAAUACCCAGAUCGGAUGAUGUUAACUUUCUCGGUUUUCCCAUCUCCUAAGGUCUCUGAUACGGUUGUGGAGCCUUACAAUGCUACAUUAUCUGUUCAUCAACUGGUUGAAAAUGCUGAUGAGUGUAUGGUUCUUGACAAUGAAGCCUUGUAUGACAUUUGUUUCCGUACACUUAAGCUCUCCAAUCCCAGCUUUGGUGAUCUGAAUCAUCUAAUAUCUGCAACAAUGUCUGGAGUUACUUGCUGCUUACGUUUCCCUGGCCAACUCAACUCCGAUCUUCGAAAACUCGCCGUAAAUCUCAUCCCAUUCCCUCGUCUUCACUUCUUCAUGGUCGGUUUUGCUCCACUCACUUCAAGAGGCUCCCAACAAUACCAAGCUCUAACUGUCCCCGAACUCACUCAACAAAUGUGGGAUGCAAAGAACAUGAUGUGCGCAGCCGAUCCUCGACACGGCCGGUACUUAACCGCAUCAGCUAUGUUCCGUGGUAAAAUGAGCACCAAGGAAGUAGAUGAACAAAUGCUAAACGUUCAAAACAAGAACUCAUCCUACUUUGUUGAAUGGAUUCCCAACAACGUGAAAUCAACCGUGUGUGACAUCCCACCAACCGGUCUCAAGAUGGCAUCGACAUUCAUUGGGAACUCAACGUCAAUACAAGAGAUGUUUAGGCGUGUGAGCGAACAAUUUACGGCUAUGUUUCGAAGGAAGGCUUUCUUGCAUUGGUAUACAGGUGAAGGCAUGGAUGAAAUGGAAUUUACUGAAGCAGAGAGUAAUAUGAAUGAUUUGGUAUCAGAGUAUCAACAGUAUCAAGAUGCAACAGUUGAUGAAGAAGAAGAGUAUGAAGAAGAAGGAGCUGAAUAUGAAUGAGAAAAUUAAUAUUUGAACUUAUUAAAUAUAAUUUCCAGUUUCUGUUUUUUUUUAAUUAAUUAUUGCGAAAGAAAUUAGUUAUUUUGAUGUGUAUGGAGUUUCAUGGUAAUGGCCAGUUUCAAUAUGAAGCAAAAGGGAUUGUAUUAUUGUUCAAAAGCCUUUGAAAAACAGAUUUAAGAAAUCAAAGUACUUACAAAUUCUUGUGCUGUUUUGCAUUUA
Gossypium raimondii (Peruvian cotton) is the source of this 1669-nucleotide messenger RNA. Its product is annotated as tubulin beta-2 chain. The transcript is spliced from 3 exons. Gene Ontology annotation, biological process: mitotic cell cycle; microtubule cytoskeleton organization. Gene Ontology annotation, cellular component: microtubule; cytoplasm. NCBI's taxonomy places the organism in Eukaryota, Viridiplantae, Streptophyta, Magnoliopsida, Malvales, Malvaceae. Gene Ontology annotation, molecular function: GTPase activity; structural constituent of cytoskeleton; GTP binding. The record is from RefSeq and is a predicted model, not a curated record. Bases 116 to 1450 code for a protein of 444 amino acids.